UGAUUUAUUUGACGCUUAAUUCACUUUCAUUUUCAUUCUUUGUGCUGACUAACUGUGACUUCUCGUCGUGUCGUCGAUAACAACUGGAUCCCAUCUUCUCUUUUCAACCAAAAUCCCACGGUAUCCAGUGGAUAAGACAUUAAAGCGUGUUUUUUCUGCAAACAGCUUUGAUAAAGUUUGGCAAGACAAAUCGAAACGAUAAUUCGCAAACGAUGACUUCCUUAGACAUGAGCCCCGCGUCUAAGAAACAGGUGGAUGGAUUCUCCCAAAAAAUCACCAAGGAGGCCGAACAGUUGAUCUCAAACUUCUUCCCUGAGAAGAUUGCAGAGAUGGACAACAUCUUACAGGGUUCCUGUAGUCUGAAAGAUCUGUCAAUCAUCAGGGCUCCUCUGGACAUCCCAAUCCCAGACCCUGCCAAAGAGGAGCUCAAGAGGAAGAAGAAAGAGGAGAAAGAGGCCAAAGAGGGAAAGAAGGAUGGAGAUAAAGAUAAAGAUAAAGAUAAAGAGGAUGAAGGUCCUCCCUGUGGUCCCAUCGCCUGCAAUGAGACAGUAGAGAAACUCCUCAAACAGAUCAAGCCUGAGAUUCAGACUCUGAAGGAGUGUCUUAACACGGUGUCAAUGUGGAUACAACUACAGAUUCCCAGAAUUGAAGAUGGGAACAACUUUGGAGUUGCCGUACAGGAAAAAGUUUUUGAACUGCUUACCAACACCCGCACCAAGAUCGAGGGAUUCCAGACACAGAUUUCCAAAUACUACAGUGAGAGAGGAGAUGCUGUAGCCAAGGCUUCCAAACAGCCACAUGUGGGAGAUUUCAGACAGCUUGUCCAUGAACUGGAUCAGCACCAGUACUGUGAGUUACGCAUCAUAGUCCUGGAGAUUCGCAACACUUAUGCUGUGAUGUAUGAUGUCAUCAUCAAGAACUGUGACAAGAUUAAGAAGCCCAGAGGAGACUUGUCUUCAAAAGCACUUAUCUACUGAGUACCGCAGCCGAUCUGCACUGACAAGACACACAAACACACAUUUGCUGAAAAGUAAAAACAUGUCCUAUUGAGUUUCACAUCCACAGUCACAGUGCAUUGACUUAAGCUUCAAUUACAUCAACAGAACCUACUGUAGUACAGUUUUUACUCAAUAAAGACUUUAAAUGUGG
Molecule: messenger RNA, 1149 nt
Organism: Sinocyclocheilus rhinocerous
Lineage: Eukaryota; Metazoa; Chordata; Actinopteri; Cypriniformes; Cyprinidae
Product: proteasome activator complex subunit 1-like
Exons: 11
Coding region: 213-977 (254 amino acids)
Biological process (GO): positive regulation of endopeptidase activity; regulation of proteasomal protein catabolic process; regulation of G1/S transition of mitotic cell cycle
Cellular component (GO): nucleoplasm; cytoplasm; proteasome activator complex
Molecular function (GO): endopeptidase activator activity
Source: RefSeq, a predicted model, not a curated record